This is a messenger RNA of Octopus bimaculoides (California two-spot octopus), 11245 nucleotides long. RefSeq lists its product as uncharacterized. Gene Ontology annotation, cellular component: membrane. NCBI's taxonomy places the organism in Eukaryota, Metazoa, Mollusca, Cephalopoda, Octopoda, Octopodidae. The record is from RefSeq and is a predicted model, not a curated record.
UAUAUAUACAACUGGAUUUAUAUAACAGUAUAAUUCUGCACUAGUAUGUAUAUAAACCAGUAUAAUUGUUGUUACGACUGAGUUUCAUAUGUGGUGGUGUUUACGUCUGUAUAUUUAAUAUACAGACAUGAAUGUAAUUGUUCACCUCCUUGCCACAUAUCUCUCUUAAAUCGUUUAGUCAAUAUCGUUUUAUCACUAACAGGCAGCACAUUAACUUGGAUUAAUUUCACCCCAUCUCCACAAUAGCCCCUGAACUAGUAAAGAGCUUCAAGGCUCACAAAAUCCCUAGAGUAGUUGUAGUGACAGCAGCUGCAGCAGUAGAAAUAGUAGCAGCAGCAGCAAGAAAAAUGACAGCAAACAGUAGUAGUAGUAGUAGUAGUAGUAGUAGUAGUAGUAGUAGUAGUAGCAGUAGUAGUAGCAGUAGUAGUAGCAGUAGUGGUAGUUGCAGCAGCAGCAGCAGCAAAAGUGUUUAUAUUAAGACAGUAAAUUUUUCAAACUUAGCACAGAACACAAUACCUGAGUGUAAGAGAUUAAAAUAAAAGCAAGAGACCAAAGUAGAAAAGCUUGUCUAACCUCGUCAUGACGACAAUGAUUCCUCAGAGUGAAGAAUUUGUGUUCAUCAAACAAUGAAUCUGUGUACGUGUCUUUUUUUUAGAGAUUUUGAGAUGAAAAAACAAACUUAAAAAAAUAAGAAAACCACGCGCGCACACAUACACAUGCGCGCACGCACGUACACGCACACACAUACACACACGCACAAACUUAUACAUAACUGCACACUUAUGUAUUAUACAUGCUGAUAUACAGGUACCAUUGAUGCAAAGACAUCACCUCUAAAUGCAAGCAGCGUCAUCAAUCUUGUUACUUGCAUUCUCAUUCCUCCCUUCUUCAAUCUCUCAGUUGUUUGUUUUCUUCUCAGGGUUAUUUCUGCUUUUCUCUCUCUAUUUCUCUCUCUUUCUCUUACUCUCUCUCUCUCUCACAUACUUCUCUGGGUUUUUUUUUAAAAUUCUACCUUAUCUCUUACUUAUUUACAACGAAUAUUAUCAUCUAUUCACCGGUUCAUGUCUUUAUGCAUGUCUACAAUAUCUUUACAUAUGCUAUGCAUCGAGGUUUCAUGAAAUAUUGAUGUUAGAAUGUAGAAGAAAGAAAACAGUCGAAACGAUCGAUUAUACUAAAGGACUUCAUUGGGAGUAUGAUAAUAGUGUAUAUCGUAGAGGUUUGGAAGUUUAUAGGCUAGCCAACUACAAACGAGCCAGCCACAUGCUUAUCCCGUCAUAAAAAAAAAGUAAAAAUAAAAAAAAAGUAGGGAAAAACACCGAAUCGUCUACUGUCGCUACUGCUUCUGUUGUUGCUGUCACUGCUACUAUAAGUGCUGCCGGAGGAUAAAACAAGAUUUUAUCCCAGUUUAAGAAUGAGGAAGGACACAGCUCUACAUAAGAUUAAAACUACAGCAAUCACAAUAACUGCUGUAAAAACUAAAUCAGCUCCUCUAUCAAAUGAGCCAAUGCAGUCGUCCAACACGACAUCGUUUAUUAGCUGCUGGAGUAAGAAAAUUAUCAACAAUGGUAAGAAUUACAAAAGCAACACAGAUGGUAAAAAUAAUUGUUGUAAUGAUACUGAUAGUUAUCAUAACAUAAAUAGGUAUUCCACCUUUCUUCGUCAUUACAGUCAUUAUAAGCACGAUGCCAUCAAAUCUACUACAAUUCAUUAUUUUCAACAAAGAUGUACUGGAUACUCGGCCUUCUGGUUGAUAUAUACAUGUCUUUUAUUAUUAUUCUUAUUACUACAACUGCCAACGGAGACUAAAGCGGAUUUGAUAUUUAAAGCACCUGGAAGCAUUAAAGUUCGCUUAGCAGAUGGACCAAAUGAAUCUUCUGGUCGUGUAGAAGUGAGCAGUGACGGUGUGGAAUGGGGAACAGUUUGUGAUGAUCUAUGGGACAAAGAUGAUGCUGAUGUGGUGUGUCGAACUUUGGGUUAUAUCUGGGGAAACGGUCUUCGAGAUGCUGCAUAUGGAGAAGGUACUGGACCUAUUUUCAUCGAUAAUGUGCUUUGCUCAGGCAAGGAGAGUCACUUUUAUCAAUGUCCACAUAAUGGCUGGAUGAACCAUAAUUGUAAUCACAAUGAAGAUGCAGCAGUACAAUGCUUCAACUCAUCAGUGCGCUUGGAAUCUCGCAGCGGAAUUAAUGCUGGAAUCGUUAUGAUGAGAAUUAACGAAGAAUGGUUUAUGGUCUGUGAUUCGAUGUGGGAUGAUAUGGAUGCUCGUGUAGUUUGCACUCAACUUGGUUUUGUUGAUGGCAAAAGCAUGUGCUGUUCUACACUUGGUAACAGAGAUUCCCAUGCAGUGUCCACUGUGGAAAAUAUCAACUGUACUGGUAACGAAAAAAUCCUUCAGGAUUGCAAACAUACAAGAAGACUUUGGGGACGUUGUUACGAUAAUGCUGCUUCUGUAAUUUGCUACAAUACAUCAGCGCAGGACGUUGAUAAUUCAUUUGCAUUCCGAUUGAGAGGUGGUGACUACAAUUGGGGCCGCGUUGAAGUCCGUCAUUUAGGUAUUUGGGGCCAAGUAUGUCGGGAGUAUAACAACGAGAAGGAAGCACAAGUUGCAUGCAGGUCAGCAGGUUUUCAGGGAGGAGUUCAAUAUGGAUCUGUAAAAGAAGGUCACAUUCCUUACUGGUUAACAUCAUUAACUUGUCGUGGCAACGAAACCAGUUUAGACGAAUGUGUUAUAGACAGAUGGGGACAGCCGGCUGCACUUGCUAGCUGUACUCCUACCUACGUCUUGUGCUACCAGCAUAAUUUAACACUACACUUAGUGGGAGGAGAUAAAAAUGACGGUGCUGUAGAAAUAAUUUACGAUGGACAACGCGGAUCUUUGUGCGUGGAAGACUGGGAUUACGGUGACGUUGAUAUUAUAUGUAAACAACUUGGUUAUAUAGGUGGAAGUUUCCAGCGAUCGUUAAAGAAACGUUACAAGUCUACCAUAUUUAUGUCAGAUAUGCGUUGUCUUGGUUUCGAGACAUCAAUAUUUCAGUGUACCAAUACUGGAUGGAAUAUUACAAAAGAAGUUGGUUGUGGAAACAACCACGAUGCCACUGUACACUGUUACAAUAAAGUGAGAAUAAUUAACAGUGGAUAUCGAAUACAUUAUCAUGGAGUGUUGGAAAUUAAUACUGAAAACGCAUGGGAUAUGGUAUGCCCUGAGGGAUUUGAUGACAUAGAUACGCAAGUCGUUUGCCGUGAGCUCGGUUAUAAAGGAGGAAUUAUGUUUCCCCGACGCACAUAUGGUUUUCUCGAAGACCACGGACCUUAUUUAACCCGCCCACACCUUAGUUGUACUGGCAAUGAAAGUUCUAUUUUGGAGUGUCCCUACAACACCAAAGCAUUUUGUGCCGGUGAACCGUAUAAAGACUAUGUCAGUAUUAUGUGCCUUAAUGACAACAGCACGCAGGAAGAGAAACCACUCCGUCUCUCAGAAGAUAUAAUUCCAGAAGCUGGAAUGAUUAUUGUCAACAAAGACGGCGUUGAUGGUUUUGUGUGUAACAUGAAUUGGCAAGACGACAAUGCUCAUGUUGUAUGUAAUCAGCUUGGUUAUAAAGGAGGGAUUUCACUUCGCUAUGAAAGACAGGAAAGCGGUCCACUUUUUAUACCAAAGGCUUUCAGAUGUACUGGUUAUGAGGCAAAUUUAGACGAAUGCAACGUUACCAAUGAGGUUUGUGUCUCUGAUUUCACAGCUAGUUCUGUUUCCGGCGCAUUCUGUUAUAAUACACAAGCACCGCAAUUACGUUUGGGAGGUGGCAAUACAAACUCUGGCUGGGUAGAAGUUGUUGUUGAUGGCAAAGUCGGCGUUAUAUGUGCUACAGAAUGGUCUCAAAAUAAUGCUGAAACAGCUUGUAGACAAAUGGGUUUUUCUGAAGGGAAGUCUAAAAGUAUAGACAACCCUGGUUACCUGCCAGUCAUGAUGUCGGGCAUCCACUGUUUCGGGCGGGAAAUGACGCUUUUCGAAUGCCAUAUUGAAACAUGGAGACUAGAAACAAAUUGUGACAAGAUUGCACAUGUUUAUUGUUAUAAGAAAGUUCGACUUCAUGACGGUGUGAUGUUACCUGACUAUGCAAGCGGCUGGGUAGAAGUUUACGACAAGUUCUAUUGGCAUGCAGCAUGCGCAGAUUUUAAAGGCAGUUUUAAUUCAAAGGCCGUACAAGUAGCUUGCAGUGAGCUUGGCUACAAAUAUGGCUUGCAACUCCCUAUUGAUUCAAAUAGAUCGUUUUACAUGUCCAACUUUUUAGAAAAAGUACAUUGUGAAGGAAACGAAACAUCUGUUGACAACUGCAAUUUGACGUUUGGUAGUGUUACGAAUUGCGACGUGAAUCUUGCCGGAUGUGUCCGGUAUUAUGAAUGUCGAGAUGAUGUCUUCAUUGGUUGUUCUAAUACCAAAAAGGUAAUGGAUCACAAGAUAUUUCUUGCAAACGAAACCUUCGGAGAAUUAAUUUUGCAACAAUAUGGCCUCAACGCUAGCGUUUGCUCAGCCAACUGGACAUCAUAUGAGCCUAAAGUUAUUUGUCGAGAACUGGGAUUUAGCAAUGGCGUGCUUCUCGGUCCACAAGAUACGUUCAACCGAACUUUCCUGAAUAUAACUAGGAAAGAAAGAUUUAGAUGCAACGGGGAAGAACUGAAACUUAAAGAUUGUGAAACAUACACAGAAGAUGUUUGUAGAAUGCCUUACGCUCACACAUUAAUCCUCUGUUAUAAAAAAAAUGACUUGAAUAUAAGACUUCAUGGAGGAGGGAGAAAUUAUGGUCGCAUAGAAAUAUUAUAUAAUGGUAAAUGGGGAACGAUAUGCAACACAACUUGGACGCAUAUUAACUCAAUGGUCAUCUGUAAGCAAUUAGGAUUUGUAGAUGGUACACCUUUUGUGUCUGGCCCACUAAGUCCACUCCCUGCAACGAAAGAAACUCCAGUUUAUAUGGAAAAGAUUUGGUGCAGACAGGAAGACACUCAUAUCUGGUCUUGUCCAAACAAUGGAUGGGAAAGAGUCGACUCUAAAUGUUUAGAUCAUUCUCGAGAUGCUGCCGUUUAUUGCUUUUUUGCAGUUCGCUUGCAUCCAAACGAGACAUAUGGUGAAUUGUUGCUCCAUAGUGGAAACGAUGGUUUUCUCCCAGUCUGUGAUCCAGAUUUUAAUGAAUUCAAAGCUCAUCUCGCAUGUAAAGAUCUCGGUUAUUUCUUCGGUAUGCAAAUUCUCCGAGCGCCACCAACUACUGAAGAACACCUGCAAAUUUCAAAACUUAUCUGUAACCCACGUUCAACUUUUUCUAUUCAGCAAUGUGAAAAGAAAUCUCAUGUGAUAUCAUGCCUUCAUGCACAGGCAUUUGUUGUGUGCUCAGCAUCAAUGUCUACAGUUCCUCGAAUGAGAAUAAAAAAUGGAAAUUAUGGAGAAGUUCUAUUUCAAUAUUUUGACCAUUGGGGUUACAUUUGUACGGAUGACUUUGAUGAGAAAGAAGCUCAAGUUGUCUGCAAAAAUUCCGGUUACCGAGGUGGUUUUUCUUUUAAACAUAACCAUAUGGGCUCGAAUGAGGAUCUUUACUGGCUCAGCAAUCUUCAGUGCUCUGGAAGCGAAGCUAUUUUAAGCGACUGCCCCGGCGCGCAAUUGGGUAAUGUCUCUGUUUGUACACACAACAAGCGAGCAGCAGUUUUUUGCUCGGAUGAGCCAAGGCCUGUUAACUACAGACUGAUUGGAGAAGGAAACACUGGCAGAGUUGAAGUUCAAAUAAAUAAUCUUUGGGGUUCAAUCUGUGCUGAUCUAUGGGAUGACAGAGACGCGAUUGUUGUGUGCAAGAAAAUGAAUUAUCGUGGUGGAAAGGCCGCCAUAAGUACAUCAAUUGGAAAAAAUGUAUGGUUAGCAUCUGUUGAAUGUGAAGGCACAGAAGAAUCUCUUUUAGAUUGCCCUCUUCGUAUAGUGAAUUGGACGAACAUGAUAAAGCCCUGUAAGGACCAUGCUACAGUUAAAUGUUAUCCAGCAGUGAAUUUAUUCAGUGAUUCUUCUUAUUAUGGCCGUGUUGGAAUAUUUGUCAAUGAUUCUUGGAUGGGUAUUUGCAACGCUGGGUUUGGUUCUACGGAAGCCAAUGUUUUAUGUCGAGAAUUGGGUUUCGUUUCUGGUACAAAGCAAAAAUACCCACCUGAAGGUUUUGUUUUUGAAAAUAUCCCAGUAAAUAUAAACACUCAUAUAACAAGGCUACGAUGUACAGGAACAGAAGCAUCACUAUUAGAGUGUAAGCUGGAAUUUGGACAAUGCCCUUCGGAGAGAUUUGUUUCUGUAUUUUGUGCUGAUUCUGAAAAUCCUGAUGCUCUUUUACACACACGAAUACAAAAUAUCUAUUAUGGAGUACUUGAAGCACAAAUAUUUAAUCAGUGGUCAACAAUUUGUCCAGUUGGGUGGAACGAUAAAGCUGCUCAUGUCGCAUGUAGAGAACUUGAUUUUUAUGAUGGGGUAGCGAUAUAUGCAUCUCGCAGUACAUACUCUACGAACGCACCUCCAGUUAUUUUAAGUCAUUUCAACUGUACUGGAACGGAAGGCAGCUUAUCUCACUGCUCUUACACAGCUUUUGAUGACUACACUAACUGUACUUUUGAUCAAGACCACGUAGCUGGUGUUCUUUGCUUUAAAAGUUUCGAGGGAGUCCGCUUUCGUUUAGCAGAUGGUCUGAGUGUCAGCCAAGGUCGAAUGGAAGUUUUUUUUGAUGGAUUGUGGAGAUCAAUUUGUAAAGAAAUAUGGACUGAUAAAGAUGUUAAAGUGUUUUGCAAGUCAUUGGGAUACAAAGAUGGGAUUGUUGGAUAUAGUAAAUUGAAAAAAACUUCAAAUUCGCUUUCAGUACUGGGUGUUUAUUCUUGUAAUGGAGAUGAGACAUCCCUCCUACAGUGUAACAAUACCUGGAUCCACCAGGGCGCUAAAUGCAAAAACACAGAAGAACCUAAAGCUGUUUGUUACAAGUCAGUUCGACUGACUGAAGGAGAUAAUUUUUCCAAUGGAAUUGUACAAAUCCGACGACGUGGUAGCUGGGGAACAUUAUGCGAUCUAAACUGGACCAAAGAAGAUGCCACUGUAGUGUGCAGAGAAUUGGGUCAUGGAAAAGGUAUACCAAUUUGCUGUGGAGUAUAUGGCCUUCAUACAUGGGACAAUACUUUAUCUCAGUUAAGCUGUACUGGUAAUGAAACGACUCUGGACCAAUGUCGCCAACUUCCACCUGUGUCGAUGUGUUAUUAUAAAGAGUAUGCUGCAGUGGCAUGCUUCAAUGGCUCGAUGAAGACUGAUUAUAAACUUCGCAUAGAAGGACGAACGAAUCACUCUGGAAGAAUCUCUAUAACAUAUAUGAGUAUUAAUGGUUACAUUUGCAGUGAUAACUGGGAUGACAAGGAUGCAAAAGUUGUAUGUAAGAUGCUUGGUUAUUCUAUGGGAAUGGCUUACCAUGACUACAAAGCCGAGUGGUCACCUCAUAGCGACGGGGGACCUUACUGGACGAGUGAUGUUAACUGUACAGGUAAUGAAUCAAAGCUAGACGAAUGUCAACAUGUUGGCUGGGGAAAUGUUACAUCCUGCACAAAUACACAUGUUGCUGGUGUUUAUUGCUACAGCGGUGACAAAAUUUCUUACCGACUAGCUGGAGGUAGGGGAGAUUUUGGUCGUGUGGAAGUGUACAUUGACGGAGAAUGGGGUACAUUUUGCUCAACAUUCUGGGACACUCGAGAAGCAACAGUUAUGUGUCGACAGCUCGGUUACUCAUCUGGAGAGAUCAGCACUACACCACUUCACGAUAGAGGCACUGGUCCAAUUUGGAAUAAUUUGUUUCGUUGUACAGGAGCUGAAAGUCACAUGCAUGAAUGCGCGCAUUCUGGUUGGAAGAAAGUUUCUCCUCAACAUUAUACUUGCAGUGCUCACAAGCGUGAUAUAUCUAUUCGAUGCUUUGCUACCGUGCGAAUUGCUGAUCACAUAAGUAAAGAAAUUUCCCGCGGUCCGGUUGUAGUCUACCGAAAUUCGAAUAAUUGGCAUUUAGUAUGUGAAACUGGUUUCAAUGAUUUAUCUGCCCGAGUAGUUUGUCACCAGCUGGGUUACAUGGAUGGGCGUGCAGUCUGUUGCUCGGCGUACGGUAAAGUGAAACAGGCUGUGGAUCAAAGUGUCACCAUUAGCUGUCAGCCAGGCGAUUUGUCUCUCACAGACUGUAUGGGCCGUACGACCUGCAACACGACUAAUUACGCUUCGGCAAUUUGUUUUCAAAAUACUACUGCUCUUGAGGAUUCAGGUUAUACUUUCUCUCUCCAUCCGUCCUCCAGUGGGCUUGGGAAGAUAUAUGUUAAACAUUAUAAUACCACAGGAUUUAUCUGCCCAUCUCAUUGGGAUGAUGUUGAUGCUAAGGUAUUCUGUCGCUCUAUUUCUUAUUCUAAUGGAAUCGCAUAUCAUCACAGUAACGAAGACCUACAUGUGAACGAAUACAAAACUGGCCCAUACUGGAUCAGCUCUGUUAAUUGUACUGGUCAAGAAAAGGCUUUGAGUGAAUGUCCAUUUAAAGCACGUGAUUCUUUAGGCAACUGUUCUAGUGGCCUAAUCGCUGCAGUUAUUUGCUUCAAUCAUUCCGGUAUUCAAUAUAGAAUGGUAGGCGGCAGUAAUUACGGACGUGUUGAAGUGUUAUUAGGAAGUGUAUGGGGCACUGUCUGUGAUUCGUUCUGGGACGACAAAGAAGCACGAGUCUUCUGUCGACACAUGAACUUCUCUGAUGGAAACGCGCUACGUGGAUCCGUUUACGGCGGUGGAACUGGUCCGGUGUGGUUAAGUCAUUUACAAUGCAAAGGAGAUGAGAAGUUUUUACAUCAAUGCCCACAUCGUGGUUGGUCAGCCAGUCGAACUAACAUUGAUGAUGAUUAUCAAAUGAUAUUCUCAGCGUCUUGUGCGGGUCACAAAAGAGAUGCUGGUGUUUUUUGUUUCAGUUCAGUACGACUUAGUGAAGGACCUAAAAUCAGCAGUGGAGGAGUUGAAGUUGAAACGAACGGAAAGUGGUCUCGUGUUUGUGAUGACAGUUUUACUGAUGCUGCAGCUCAGGUUGUUUGCCGCAGUCAAAAUGUACUAUACGGGAAAGCUAUAUCUGGAUCAGCAUUUGGCAAACUAAAUGAUUAUCCAAUCAAUAUGAGCAACGUUAAUUGUAAUGGUUCUGAGAAAACACUUUUAUCGUGUGAACACACGUGGGGUGGCCCUGAGAUGUGCAAAUCAGGAAAGUAUGCAUCAGUCGUCUGCACCAAUAAAACUGAAAGCACAGACUUCGAUGUACGUAUUUCCCGGGACAGUAUUUCAUCUGGUAUGCAUGGAAUUUUGGAGGUGCGAGUAGAUGGAAUAUGGGGGAGAAUCUGCAAUAAAAACUGGACCAACACUAAUGCAGAUGUAGCCUGUCGAGAAAUGGGCUAUGAAGGAGGUAUUGCUUAUCUACAUAUCAUCAAGAACUUUAAACCUAUACUAAUGAGCAAUGUACAUUGUGAUGGCAGUGAGAAAUCAAUCAGUGAAUGUCCACACACGACGUACGGACACGGCAUUGGAUGUAGUUUUGACGAUUUUGAUGCUGGAGUAAUUUGCUAUAAUAAAACAGGCCUUAAUUACCGCUUAAACGGUGGAAGUAACUCCAGUGGACGUGUGGAGAUUGAAUAUGAUGGCGUAUGGGGAACAGUGUGUAAUCAAUUCUGGAAUGCUUCCGAUUCUCGCGUUUUUUGCCGACAACUUGGAUUUGAGGACGGUUAUAGGCCAAGUGAUAUGAAACCUACAACACCACUGCAACCAUUGCGACACUGGUUAAACGGUGUUUUCUGUGACGGCCAAGAAGUGAACCUUCUAAAUUGUCUAAAUUCUGGAUUUGGUAGCACAUUCCUGAAUCGUUAUUGUAACAAAUUCUCAAGACCAACCGAUGUAUACCUCAAGUGUUUUAAUAUAUCAAUCGAUAUUUCUCGCAUUCGUUUGAUUGGAGACUAUCCACAUAUGGGACGCAUAGAAGUAUUUGUAAAUGGACCGAACGAAUGGGGUACCAUCUGUGAUGAUAUGUGGGAUAAUAAUGAAGCUACAGUUGUAUGUCGGUGGCUUGGAUACAGUUAUGGUUCGGUUCUGAGUCGAGGUAGUUUUGGCCCGGGAGUAGGUUCAAUUUGGCUGGACAAUGUUAUUUGUAAUGGUACCGAAAACAACCUCAUGCAAUGUAAACAUAGAGGAAUUGGUACUCACAACUGUGAUCACAAAGAAGAUGCCGGUGUAAUAUGCUUCACGACUAAAACCAGUGAGUCUAGCACGUCCAGCUCUGUAACUGUUCUCAACACAACAACAUUAAAGACGUCAACAUCGAAUCCAGUUUCACAUAAAACCAUUAUAUUCUCAACUACAGCUGAAAAUAAUAUAUCUACGACUACAACCACCAACCAAAUAUCUACAGUAACAUUCCCGAUAACAGAUACACAUACAGCACAUCCAGGAGUGAAAACUACAUCUGUACACACCCUCAGUUCAACAGAACAUAUACUAUCUACAACGUCAAACGAAGCAACGUCUUCUGAGACAGAAAACAAAAAUAAAUCAACUUCAUAUUCAAAACAACCCCACAAGUCUAAUGCAAUAUUACCAAUAAUCAUACCCGUAGUAUUUACUAUAAUAAUAAUCUUCAUAUUGUUUUGUUUCCUGUGCAGAAAAUAUAAGCAGUUUAUAUUCCAGAAAAGAAGCUUUUCAAGGCAUCGUUUACGGGAAGAUAAUAUUGAGGAAAGACCAGAUGGCAGUUUGCAAGUAUGCAAUCAGUUGUAUGGCUUAGAAACACAUGAUUUGCAUGGACCUUUUUCCAAAGACUCGGUUUAUAGAGAAGCUCAACAUGCCAGUUCAACAGAUGAUGACCAGUUAGAUCUUACACAAAAUGGAAACGCUUACUAUACUAAAAAUAAAGAUCAAGAAGGCUUUGAUAAUCCUCUUUUUGGAGUAUUUGAUUCACAAAAUAGAGAAAGUCCGUUCGACCAAGACACUCGAUCAAAACCUAGAUUUACCGAAAGUCGAAAAUAUAACGAUAACACAGAUGAGAGUGUAGCAUGAUGGAAUCGUGUAACUACGCUGUGGAACUAUCACGGUUUAUGACUUAUUAGUGUCUAUUUCUUGUAACAGUGGAAAUGACGACGCUAUAUUAUCAGAUGAUGAAGGAUAUUGUUUGAAAGAGAAGAGACUUUAUUAUUACUAAUACAGCUUUGAUAUGUU